Messenger RNA from Closterium sp. Naga37s-1, 844 nucleotides. Lineage: Eukaryota; Viridiplantae; Streptophyta; Zygnematophyceae; Desmidiales; Closteriaceae. The record is from the annotation of a GenBank genome assembly.
UGGGUGGAGCUGCACGGCGACCGCGGGGGCUACGACGACCCGGCGCUGGUGUGCGGCAUCGGGCGCAUUGGACGGCAUGAGCUUCAUGUUCAUGGGGCACCAGAAGGGGCGCAACACCAAGGAGAACAUUUACCGCAACUUCGGCAUGCCCACGCCCAACGGGUACCGCAAGGCGCUGCGCAUGAUGCGCCACGCGGACCACCACGGGCUGCCCAUCAUCACAUUCGUCGACACGCCCGGCGCGUAUGCUGGCGUCACGGCUGAGGAGCUCGGACAGGGCGAAGCCAUUGCGCACAACCUGAGGGAGAUGUUUGGGCUCAAGGUGCCGUCAGUCAGUGUGGUGAUUGGAGAGGGCGGCUCUGGUGGCGCUCUCGCUAUUGGCUGCUGCAACAAGAUGCUCAUGCUCGAAAACGCAGUGUACUUCGUUUGCCAGGCGUGUGCGGCCAUUCUCUGGAAGACUGCCGCUGCCGCUCCCAAGGCCACGGAGGCGCUGCGCAUCACAGCGGAUCAGCUGCAGCAGCUGGGCGUCGUGGACGAGAUUAUCCAGGAACCCCUUGGUGGGGCACACAACGAUCACAUGGCCACGUCGAUGGCCAUCAAGGCCUCCAUCAUGGCGCACAUGAAGGACCUUGUGCAGAAGGACGAGCAGCGAAUCAUCUGUGAGCGCGGUGAACAAGUUCCGGCAGAUGGGUGGCUUCACUGUUGCCGCCCAAGGUGGACCCUGCCAAGCAGCGCGCUCUCAAGAAGCGCGACCCGCCCUGCCGGCCAGAGCAUCCCCGCCUCCCCGUCCCGCUCUGCCUCCCUGCCUGCCACGGGUUCACAGCCCCUUGCUGCGCCUACUUGA